UGUCGCUAGCGAAUGGACAGACAACAUGGAGGACCAGCGGGAUGUUCAAACUUCCAGGAGAAACGGGAGCUCCCGGUCGUUGUUAUCGGCCGGUUCUGCCGUGGCGAUGGAGAUUAAACGGAAGAAAAUACGACAAAGCGCAUUAUUCCUACAAACAGAGAACAAAAGCAUGAAACGAUGCCCCAGUCUCCUGAAUGACACUCUGCAGAUAGUAGAGGACAUGAAUUUGUUGUACAUACGACAGAUUUCUAAGAAGCUACAGAAGAACACGAACAUACAGGAAAAGCUCGACUUUGAGAUGCGAAUGCGCGAGGGUGCCUACAAGCUGCUGCUCGCCUGCAGUAAGAGAGAGCAGGUUCUCAACGCCUCCAAGAACCUGCAGACCUGUAACGCCAGGAUCAAGGCUUAUCUCUCACAGCUGCAGAAGAAGAAAGAGGAGCAGGACGCGAUGGGAGCAGUUAUGAAACUUUCAGAUCCAGUUUCAGAUGAGCGUGUAUCCUGUAAUGGGACAAUUGCAGUGUCUGGGCUGCGCUUUCCUUUGAUGUGGAGGGAUUCAGCCUACUUUAACAACAGAGGGAGCUCCCGUCGAGUUGCGGUGUUCUGUCUGAUGCAGAUUGGCUCCGAGGUGUUUGACACAGAGAUGGUGGUGGUGGACAGAUCAGUCACUGACAUCUGCUUUGAGGGAGUCACCAUCUUUAAAGACGCAGAUCCUUACUUUGAGCUGAAGGUGGAGCUGUGGAGCUGUGCCGUGGAGGAAGAGCUCACCUUGGUAAACACGCCAAAGAAGUUGGCAAAGAAGCUCCGCAGCUCCUUUGGAAAGACCGCUGGGAAGAAGCUGUGCCCUCUGCUGGACAGUCCAGACCCUGACACCUUCCUGCAGUACAACCCCAUACCCGUCGGAGCCAAGUACAGCCUGCUGGCCUACACUACACUGAGCCUGCCCGAGGCAGACGGCAGCUUUCAGUCUCACUCUCUCAUUGUCCUCCAAGACGCUGAGUGGUCAUCUUGGCUCCCCCUGUAUGGCAACCUCUGCUGCCGCUUGGUGGCCCAGCCUACCUGCAUGACACAGAGCAUGAUGAGCGGCUACCUGAGCCAGAAGCAAAGUGUGGAGGGGAUCUAUCGCUGCUGCAGUCUGUACUGUGUGCUGAGCGCUGGACUUUUGUCCUGUUACUUCACCCUGGAGGAAAUUGAUGCUAAAGUGCAGCCCACCCUCAACGUACCCAUCAACAAGGACACCCGGAUCCGUGUGAUGGAGAAGGACUCAGCAGGCCAGAAAUCCAGGAGUCUGUCCAUCAGCAACCCUUCACCAGACGGGUCUGAGACCAUUGUCUUCACCACGGAAACCAGGGAGGAGCUGGAGGACUGGCUGGACGCCCUCCAUCAGCACCUCUAUGAUCAGAGCCAGUGGCUGCACUGCUGCAACCAGCUAAUGAAGAUUGAGGUCGUGUCACCACGGAAACCAUCACUCUUCCUCACCAAGCAGGCUGACUCUGUUUACAAUGACCUCAGUAUAAAUUCACCCGGCAAGUUUGAGAGCAUCACAGACAUGAUCCACAACAAGAUAGAGGAGACAGACGGCCGCUAUCUUAUAGGUCAUGAGGAGGAGAAGGAAGUGCCUAAUUGGUCCACUCUGUUUGACGGGUCCCAUUCAAUGGUAGUAGUGCAGAAGGGUGUUCUGUCCCAGAGCAAAACCUCCACCCCUUACUCAAGCCCCAACCCCAACACCAGCUCUACGUCCAUCGGGAGCAAGAAGCGUCGUGCCCCGCCCCCUCCCUCCGACAGAGAGCCUUACGCUCCUCCCAGCCGCCCUGCCAGACCUCCACUCCCUGCCUCUCUUCCUCCUCCUCUUCCUUCAUACCAGGAGAAGGAGAACUCCGGCACUUGCACUUCACGCCCAGCUGCAAGGUCCAAAACUGGCAGACCAUCUCUGGACGCCAAAUUCUCUGCCAUCAUCCAGCAGCUCCAGCGGAGCAACGCAGGAGGAGCUGGAGCCAUCAGCCGGAAAAACGCUCCACUGGGCGUCCUCGACAUACAACCACACAGCCAGCCUCAGCCUCCUCUCCAGCAGCUGGAGCACCACAACCACCACUCCCAGCACGCUGAAGCCGCAGGUGAACACGGCUUCCUCAGAGCGAGUCACGGUCCUGGUCCUGGUCCUGUUCCCGCACCGAGGAGCAAACUGAGGAAGUCUUUCAGAGAGAGGAUGAACCUUAAAGCCUUGUGACCUCCACCUGCAACAUUAGCUGAAUUUAACCAACUAAACUUACUGUGCCACUAAUACAAAUAACAGAACGUUUCAGCUGAGCUCAGUGACAUUUAUAAAAUCAGAUAUCACAGUAUACUUGACUGCAGCUCAGUAGCAAUAAUGAUAUUUAGAGCAUGACUGUAAAUGUGGACCCACUGGUUUUCCCAUUAACAUCGUUAGCUGCUAGUCGGCCCAGCCACCUCCCUCUGUGUCCUUAUGCUAAGCUAAGCUAGCUAUCUCCAACUCCAACUUAAUGAGCUGAUAGAUAAGAGAGUGGUAUCGAUCCUCUCAUCAUAUUUCCCAAACUGUUGACCUAUUUCUUUAACCUAAAGGACGGGUGGGUGACCUGCUCACUUAAACAAAGAUCCUCACAGUGUCCAUCAUGACGACCCAAAUCCCAGCUGACACCUCAUAUCACAAUAUCAGUACUGUAUUGAUGCAUCUGCAGCUCCACUGUCCAUUUAUAAACUCUUUCAUGUGCAGCUAACCCGUAGAUGAAAUUGAAAGCUGUAUGUUGGCUCGAGCGCCGCCGUCAUCAAUCCCACUAAAAUGGAAAGGCUUAUUUCUCAGCUCUGCCACUGGAACAUGGGCCGAAGAAAGAGCCUUUGCAAAAGCACUCAAAUUGGAAUUGAUCCAUUGGCCGACUGUGAACGAGUCAUUCCUUUUGGAACUAUUGACUUAUUCCACUUACUGUGACAACUUUAUGACCACUAUAGCUGAUUUUAAGGGAGCAGGAUUUUAGGAGCAAUCGCAAGCACUAAUGUGACUUCUCCAUUUCCCAGAGGUCCUAAUAAUGGAGUGACCUUGGUUUUCAGUGGCUACACACUAUGUCCAACAUAAUUUAACACUGCAGCCUGUAAAUGCUAUGUGCAUAAAUGAAUGAAUGAGUCUUUUGAGUGGCUGAAAUAAUGAAUGCCCUUGUGUUUGUGUUUUGAACAUAUCCAAUACUGCCAGCCACUAAAUAUUUCAACCACUUAACAGUCACGUGUUGAAGAAUGGUCUUCGUAAUUACACACAGUGUACAAAACAUUAGCUUCAGCUACUUUCUCUGAAAUUGCCUGGCAAGAUGAAGCAUUACGGUGAAAGCUACAAUCCCAUUUUUUUAUAUCUCACCCUCUAAAAUUCUGUUUAAUCAAGAGGGGGAGAUGUAGAUUUGGGGGGAGGCGGAUUACAGGAGGAUUUAGUUUAAGCCUUGAAAGAACCAAGAAUGGAUUGUACAAAAGGGGAUGCUGCUCAAUAUUAGCAGCAAGUUCAAAAUGUUUUCCAUGCCUGGUGUGUAUUACCAACACAUUAGUCACUUUGAUGUUGAACUGUAUAUACAUGGACAAACAAGGGAAGGUUCUCGGAUCAAACUUCACAGCAUCUGUUUUUAUUGACGCUGAAACACCUUGGACUGUGUGAUAAUGGCUGAAAUCAUCACAAUAUCCUGUUGCACUUCCUGUAACAUCUUGGCCAUUUUCAGUUGUGCUUAGUGUGCGAGAGACUAAAGGAUAUUAAAUUACACACCGAUGUUAGUGACAGUUAUGGUGAAAGCUAACAUUAGCAUACAGUAUUUCAGAUUAACUGUGUAGCUGUGGUGAAAGCAGGACAUGUUGCUCCUGCAGAUAUUAAAGGGACAGUUCACCCCAAAAUCAAAAAUACAAUAAAUUUCUUACAGGAACUUUAUUUCUACGGAACUACAGUGGCCAACCAUAUCACCUUGCAGAAGGGAGCGUGCAUCUACUCAUGGAUGAGAGGCUCGUGCUCGUGAUGUAAACAUAUUGCCACCCUCCGUGGCUGAGCUGUAACUUCAGCUAGCUCAGUGGGCAGUGAGCAAUUUCAUGUAGGAACUAAUUCUUUCUACCAAACUACACCCACUAACUGUAUCACCGUGCAGAAGGAAGCGUGCAUCUACUCAUGGAUGAGAGGCUCGUGCCCAUGACAGUGCAAGAUGUAAACAUAUUGGCACCUUCCUUGGCUGAGCUGUAACUUUAGCUAGCUCAAUGGUGCUAGGUGAGCUAGCAGUAGAUGCAUGCUUCCCUCUUCGUAGUAAAACAGUGAAGACUUUCAUGAACUAUUUUCUUUCUACCAAACCACACCCACCAACUGUAUCACUGCUCAGAAGGAAGCGUGCAUCUACUGCUAGCUCAGCUAGCACCACUGAGUUAGCUAACAUUACAUCUCAUUUUAGGAGGACGCCAUUAAUGUUUACAUCUGGCGCUGUCACAAACACGAGCCUCUCAUCCAUGAGUAGAUGCACACUUCCUUCUGCGCUGUGAUAUAGUUACAAGUUCCUUCAAGCAGCUGCUCACAACAAGGUCUGUGAAUUAUCUUGAGUAACUGGGUCAUGACUUCUGUAUAGACACAUUGCUGUUGUUUUUUGUCACGUUGAGCACCACAAGCUGAGUGUCAUCUAAUUCCAUUAUAUUGGAGAGAAGGCAGACAUCUCUACGGCUGAUAUCUCCAACACUCGCCAGCUCACUCCAAAACAGUCUAGACUGAUAAACAGCACUACAGGUAAAAUUGUGUUUUUGAUUUUGGAGUAAACGGUCCCUUUAAGCUUGAUGAACAUGUAGUCUAGCUGCUUUAUGACUGAACAACGACUGAAUGUUUUGAUCAGAGCCAAACUAAUGAGCCCAAUUUAUAUUAAUAUACAGUGUUUUUUAUGUCUUUACGGUUAUUAAUUACACACAAGAGCAAUAACUUGUAGUUUUUUGUAUAGUUUUUGAUUAAGAUGUUCUGUAAUUCCUUUUGAUCAUAUGUUACUUUCAGCAUGUGAAUUAUUUAGACUAUGUGGUCUGUCUUUAUGUACUAGUAAGUAGAGAUACAUUAAUCUUGUGCUAGUGCAGAAUAAUUUGUGCAUAGUGUAAUGUAAGAAAUAUAUCUUUGUUUCUCAAAAAAGUGCAAUUUCUCUCCUCGCUAUUUUCACUGUUGUCUGGGAAGCUAACUGUAUUUUUUAUUAUUGCUGAUCUGCAAUAAAACGGC
This is a messenger RNA of Epinephelus moara (kelp grouper), 5209 nucleotides long. RefSeq names its product rhotekin 2 (gene rtkn2). The coding region runs from base 26 to 2224 and encodes 732 amino acids. Gene Ontology annotation, biological process: hemopoiesis; positive regulation of cell population proliferation; signal transduction. Lineage: Eukaryota; Metazoa; Chordata; Actinopteri; Perciformes; Serranidae. The record is from RefSeq and is a predicted model, not a curated record. The transcript is spliced from 13 exons.